AUGGCCCAUGCGUCCCCGGUAGGUGGCCUCCUGCCUCUGCUCGCUCCCGUGCCGCAGGUGUGGCCGCCAGACGGGGCCACUGGUGAGGAGCGGAGGGAGAGAAGGCCCGCGGGCGCUCUUGGUGGGGACGUUAGUGGCUGGCCCCGGCCGCUGGUUGCCGGGAGCAUCCCCUGCUUGGACCAACUGCCCAGCGGAGCUCCAGAAGGGCAGCCAUGGUGGGCGGCGCCGGAUACCGGAGAGCACCAUGAGGCUGGCACUGCAGACCCGAGGCAGAAGCCCGCUGCCGGCGGGCAGACUCCUCCCGCGCUGCAGCGUCUCCGGACGGUGUUGCUGCGGCUGCACCGAGAGCGGGAGCAGCUCCUUCAAGCCCAAGACUGCGCCCGCCACCUACAAGCAGCGGUGCGCCUCUUAAGGGUGCUGAGUACUGGAGCGCCAUCCCCUGGCCUCUUGCCUCAGCUGUGUCUCGACCUGCUGGCGCAGCUUUCCCGAAAGGCAGUUCUGCGAACCGGCCUUCGGGAGACUCCCGAGCCGCUACUCCUGGCGCGCCCCGUCGGACUAGCUGCCCAUAGUCUGGAUGCUGUCAUCGAGAUGCAGCUUCGCGCUUUGGGCCGAGCGCCCGCCAGCCCCGGCCUGUCAUCCCAACUGGCGGACCUGCUGCUCGCGCUUCCCCUCUACCAUCAGCUGCAGGGGAAAGCCUUAAGUCAUGUCCCAGGGGCAGCGUGCCCUUUCCCCCCAGCCCGUGUGCUCUGUCUCCUCGCGGGGGAGCGGGGUUGCCAGGCGGCAGGUCGGCUGAAUGAGGCGCUCAGGGGAUUGGACUUGCGGGACCAGCUCCGCAAGUGGUGGUGUGAGGAGCAGGAGCUGCUGCCAGGGCUCCUGGGUCUGAUCGGGGGCGUGGCAGGUUCAGCCAGCAGUGGACUGGGAAUUGGAGGAGCUGGAACCCUGUGGAGCCAGUACUGGACCCAGCUAUGGGCAGCCUGUGCGCAGAGUCUGGACCUAAGUCUAGGACCCUGGAAGGACCGCAGGGUAGCGGCACGACAACUAAGUCAGGCACUGGAUCAAGCAUCCCUGCCUCAGGAGUGUGAGAAGGAGCUGGCUUCUUUGUGUCACGGCCUAUUUCAUCAGUCUCUUAUCUGGAGCUGGGACCAAGUCUUCUGCCAAGCCUUGGGCUCUGCUGGUAAUCAGAGCAGCCUUUCUUCAUCAUGUCAUACCACUGAACUUCUACAGCAGCUCUUCCCUCCUCUCUUGGACGCCCUUCGAGAGCCCACGUCAGGGCUGCUCCUCUGUCAGCCUCCAGUUCCUGCACCCCUUGCCCUGGGGCUCUGUACCUUGCAGACAACCCUGCUCUGGUUUUGGGGCAGAGCUCAGCAGCAUCUGGCAGUGUGGGCCCCAGAAUCCUUCCUGCUUCUGAUCCAGAAGGACUUACCUCCUCUAUUACACGAGGCAGAAGCUCUGUCUAGCCUGGCCUCAGGGGAAAGCGUGGCCCUGGACUUGGAGGAGCAGCUGGGCCUGGAAAUCCGGAAGCUGACCUUACAGAUGCAGCUCCUGCUUGAAGAGUCACUAAGUCUCUUUUUGCAAGAAUGUCAUAAACAAGCUACACGGGGCUUCGAACUUCACAUGCCAAGGGGUCGGUACUGGCGACAUCCUCUUUGUCUUGAACUCCCCAGCAUUCCCAGUGAGUAUGCUCGGUUGGUGGUCCACACUGUACUGGAGCCUGUGUUGCAAGGAUUGCAGGGGUUGCCACCCCCAGCCCAGAUCCCUGUCCUUGGCCAGGUGUUGACAACCAUUCUGGGUGCCUGGCUUGACCACAUCCUCACCCACAGGAUUAGAUUCAGCCUGCAGGGAGCACUGCAGCUCAGACAAGAUUUUGGAGUGGUCCGGGAGUUGCUGGAAGAAGAGCGGUGGGGCCUGUCGCCUGAAACUCGCCAGACUCUGCUCAUGCUCAACAUCUUCCAGCGGCUAGAUGGGGCCCUGCUGUGUUUAUUGCAGCAGCCCCUGCCCAAGACUCAAGUCCACAGAAGGCCUCCCUGUUGCUGUGCGUGUAAUGAGGUCCAGACCUUGGAAUUGCCCAGCAGCAGCCUCAACAGCCUGGAGAGCUUGGAGCCCCCUCUUCGGACUGGAGCACCUCCAGCUCAGGCAGCUCAGCUGCUAAGUACGCUGUGGGGUGGGGGACCCAGCCCCCAGGCUUACCUGGUGGGAAAUCAGCAGGCCUGGCUUGCCCUAAGGCAGCACCAGCGCCAUCCUCGUUGGCACUUGCCUUUUCUUUCCUGCCUGGGGACCAGUCCUGAGUCCUAA
Artibeus jamaicensis (Jamaican fruit-eating bat) is the source of this 2292-nucleotide messenger RNA. RefSeq names its product coiled-coil domain containing 142 (gene CCDC142). The transcript is spliced from 9 exons. The coding region runs from base 1 to 2292 and encodes 763 amino acids. Lineage: Eukaryota; Metazoa; Chordata; Mammalia; Chiroptera; Phyllostomidae. The record is from RefSeq and is a predicted model, not a curated record.